This is a messenger RNA of Pocillopora verrucosa, 1122 nucleotides long. RefSeq names its product surfeit locus protein 2-like. The record is from RefSeq and is a predicted model, not a curated record. NCBI's taxonomy places the organism in Eukaryota, Metazoa, Cnidaria, Anthozoa, Scleractinia, Pocilloporidae.
GUCGAGGUAUAAUCCAAGAUGGCGGACGGAAAGGACAUGAAGAAGUUCUUGGCAAAUCAUCCUCAUUUUGAACUUUUCAGAGAUGACCAGAUGAGGGAGAAGAUCAGAUGUAAAUUAACUGGACAUGAGUUACCAGCAAGACUGACAGACCUUGAAAACUAUAUUAAAGGGAAGAAGUAUCAGAGACUAAGUAAGGCAAUUCCUGAUGAAUCCCCUGGGUAUGAAGAAUACAAGGAAUACUUAGUGCCAAGUGGAGAAAAGGGUAAUCAGUUACAUUGCCAGUUGACCAAGAAAUACAUAAACAAUGCUCCACAUCAUAUUCAAAGACAUGUCACUGGAAAACGCUUCAAACGUGCGUUGGAAAAACUUAUAAAAGACAAGAACCUUGAAUCUGAGGAUGCAGACGAAGACAUGUGGGUUCCGUCUGACCUUGAAUCAGAAUCAGAACCUGACGAAGAUGGAGAGGAGAAGAUGGACGAGGGUGACUCUGGUGGAGAAUUCUCUUCAGAAGAUGAGGAUGAUACAUAUGAGGAAAAAAAUCAAAGUGGAUUGAAAAGAACGCUUAAGGAAACUAGCAAGAGUAAACCGACCAAAAGAGUGAAGGGAAGCGUAACUGGAAAUUUGCCAAAGGACGAGGACGCAAAAAACCUUAAAACAACGAAAGACAGGAAGAAAACUAUGAAAUCGUAACCUGAGCACCUAAGACCAAUUCUUUUUUUCAAAAAUCUGCCACUUACUGAAGCGAGAGUGUGUGACAUCUCUAUUGUCGAUUGCACACUCCGAUAAGUAGCACGACAAAAGUCCAAAUUUGACCGUCAUCAGACAACGAUAUGUGUGUCACGGAAGCGUCUCGCUUCCUUGGAAAAAGUUAUGGGAUACAGUUUGAACAAGUUUUAAAGAUAGUGGACAAGGUUCGCUAAAGUCUUUGAACAUCAACAAUUUGUCUUGCCUCAAAGGAUAAAUACGCUGAUUGAGGCGCGAAGAAAACAAACACAAACAGUUUCCCUUGCGAAUGCGGAUGGUUGUUUUACUCCCUUCAUUGUAAAUGUAUUUACAAAUAAGAUGAUCAAGUACAACUGAAUGACGUUAGCGAGUAGAAAUAAAACUGACUCAUUUCAUGUA